CCCCAUUUUGUUUACUGUGACGACGGCACGCACGGUUUUGGGCUUUUGGCUUGCUUGAGCAGCAUGCCGCGCCGUGCCGGGCCCAUGCGUAGCGGUCCCGCCUCCCGGCCCGGCUGGCGGCCCAAAGAUCAGGCGCCGUGCCGUCGACCGACGCGACCCAACGCGCUCAUCAAUGCGAGAUUUCUUUGCAUUGGAACUGUGCAUAGAAAAGGGGGUCCUGCGAUUUGGUCAUAAUUUUGGAGUUAACGGUAUCAGGAAUAUAGAUAAAUCUUGAUAAAGAUGACUGAUGUUGUUGCUGUGUGGAGUGUUUCCCUUAGUGAUGGAAUACACAAGGUCCAGUUUGAGCAUGGGACUACAAGUGGAAAGAGAGUCAUUUAUGUAGAUAACAAGAGGUGAAGGCGAGACUUAGGGCUCCAAAUGUCGUCCAUCGUCUGUCGUCCGUCCGUCACAAACCUAAUGACACAUAACUCCACAACCCUAAGUCGCUUUUCAACCAAACUUGGAUGGGAGAUGGACUUGGGGGACCUGCAUGUUAUGCUGCAGUCGGAGGUCAUUUUCAGGUCAACGUUAAAGUUUACAUGCAGGUCAACUUUCAAGUUUACAUGCAAGACUCUCUUAUGACACCUAACUCCGCAACCGUAAGUCACCUUUCAACCAAACUUGGAUGGUAGAUGGACUUGAGGGACCUGCAUGUUAUGCUGCAGUCAGAGGUCACAUGGAGAUAAGCAGGAAGAAUUGGAUGUUCAAGCUUGUCGGCAGGGAAGUAUUCAGCAUAAGCGGGACCAGGGCAGUUAUUAAUAUAGAUGCAUGCAGUGGAUUUGCAUAUGAGUACCAGUUAGAAGUUGGAGGCAAAAGCUUAGAGAAGUUUGUUGAGCAGAGAAGCAGAACCUGCAAAGUCUGGACACCAACCAUAGAUGGAGUUGGACAUAGGAUAGUUCUUGAGAAAGAUUCCAUGGAUGUUUGGUGUGAUGGUUGUGUUCUAGAAACAGCAGGUGAAUUUGUGGAUGAUGGUACAGAGACUCAUUUUGAGCUAGGCGGACAUGCUUGUUGCAUCAAAGCAGUUAGCAGUGGAAAGAGGAGAGAAGGCAUCGUCCAUUCUCUCAUCAUUGAUGAUAGGGAAGUCCCCCAAACAAUGGAAUGAUGUCAUUGGAUCAUCCAUCAAUGCAAAAAAGGAUAGUACUUUUGUAGGUAUGAACUGUGAGCAGUACGGAAAUGAUCCCAUAGAAACAGAGUGUUCAUUCUGCUGGCAAGGAUAACAAAGGAAAACAAGCAUCAUGAGGGAAAUUCUUGAGAUUGUUUUGUGCUCAACAUUUGUCAACAAAAGAAGAAAAAGCAACCAAGUGACCAAACCUUUCAAAUUGUAAAUUAGUGUAUGUAUUACAUACAAUGCUGUUUUUCAGUCAGAAUGUAUUCUAGCAAUGUUACUGUACAUAAGUCAAAUUAUAGCUUGAUAAUUAUACCCAAAAGUGUGGGGGUGGGGGGUAUAGAAGUACAUUGGCCAAUUAUCUGAGGGCAUGUUGCAAGAAAAAUUGUUUGCAAUAUACUGCAAUUUUUUCAUUAAAAUUGAUGAGAUUUGAUCAUAGUAAAUCAAUUAGAGUUUCUGUUGCAAGAAGGAGACAAGCAAUCAAUUGCAAGAUAUUCGAUUCAAUUUUUGAUGAGCAUGUAAAAUUGAUCUGUAAGUGAUUGCAGGUUGUUUUUUUGUUUUUUUUGGGGGGUGUAAUUAUCCUUCAGUCUUAUACAUGUAGUUUCUCAUCACUUUAUGUGGGAAAUGGGCAAAGAGAAACGAGAAGUAUAGAUAAAGACAAUCAGUUUACCACUUGUUUACUGUGUCAUUACAGUACUGUAUCAUUACUAUUGCUUCAUGUAUACAUGUCUAUAACAUUGCCAAAAGUGUACAUGCAUAUGUACAUGUACUUAUUAUAUCUACACUUAGUUAAGAAUCAGGUGGCCAAUUUCAUAAAGACCUAGAAUUAUGGUAAAUUUGCCUUUGUGGUAAUUACCAUGGAAACCUUGAUUGUGUUUGGCUACCGUGCCCUGUUACCAUGAUAAUUGCCAUGAGGGUAAAGUUACCAUUGUUGUACUUGUAUAUGUUACUCCUAUAUCAAAUGGGUACCUUCAUAUAUAUAGUAGUGCUCAAACGUCAGUGAAUCUCUCCAGAAAAUGAAGUGUUCAAGUUCUAUCAUGUUUUAGAUAAUUGUGGAGUCAGAUGAUAAAACAUUACAUUGAAUAAAGUUCAUUGAUGGGCUUGCAGAACAUUAUAGUGUUGUCUACAUUCAACACUCAGCAUGAAGGAGUGCAUUUUGUGGUGGUUUCGCUAAUGUUUGAGCACAGCUGUGAAUUGUCUUGACUAUUGAUUAUCUGUGAUAGUGGAGAUACAAUGUACAUUUAUAAGACCUUCCAUAUUUUGCUUUAAAUGUUUCAUAGACCUUACAAAGGUAGAGAUAUUGCAUGAAAAUUUGGUAGGCUGGAAUUGUGAAUUUACUUUACUUCAUUACACUCAUUUUUGUGGAUAUCAGUUGUUAAUACCCAGUGUCUUACAUAUUUAUGUUACAAGAGUACCAAUUGUAAAAUCAUGGGAUAUAGCUAAAAGGGAUCGUACAUUGUGUCACUUUUGGUUCACUGUCAUGCACAAAUAAAAAGGUUUGCAUCAUAAAACUGACAAUACAUCUAUGUCAGUAUUAUUUUGUUUGAAUCUUAGAUGUUUUUUAUAUUAAAGUAUUAAUGAGUUUAAAGUGAGUAAACGAUAUACAUGUAAUUAUCAGUUUUUUAAGAAAAAAAUAUAAAACACUGCCAUUUAUUGUUAGUGGAUGUCAAAUUUAUGAAUAACAAUAUUUUAAAUAUUUUUCAAUCACUUUACCUUUUGGUAGAAACCCGUAUUUAAAUCUAUGAAUUGAUACAGGAUGAUAAUGAUAUAUAUUUUUAAAAAUUUGUUUGAUUCACUGAGAAUGCAUUUGCAGUGCAUUUAUGUUUUCUUUUACGUGUACGCGUGCAUGUAGUUCAUUGAAUCUAAAUCAAUGCUGCAUAUGAUAAAAUACACUCUAAUGUAAAACUGAACAUUGAGAAUUGAUAAUUUUUGUAUUUCAUUUAGUUGAUCUUUUUUUUCCUUGAGAAAAAAUGUGUUUGGUUGUGUUUGAUAUACUUUGAUAUAGUUAUACUGCCUGAUUCAAAUCUGUGUGAGCUGUAUCACCAAACAUCUUGAAGUUUUCUUCAUUCAGAAUGAUACCCAAUGUGCUAAUUCAUUCGAAGAAGACAUUGCAUUACAUUUUAUAUAACCUUUCCCUAGUCAGCAGGCCUGUGCUCUGUUUUUCUUUCAUUAGUUUGAUUUAUGUCGAUUGCUCUGGAAUGUAAACCCAUGUUAUCUUCUGAACCAGCUUAUUAUUUACUGAUAUUUUUUUCUUUAAAAUGAGUAAAAGAAUUGUUUUGAUAUCCAGAGGUCCAGACAAUGCAUUUUAAUUGUAUUUGUUCUUGCCAUGAUCCCUGUACAGUUUUACUUGAUCAUUAAGAAUAAUAAUCUUUCUUCUUGUUGGCAAAUUUUAUUUGUUUUUAUUUUAUAAUGAGGUUGUAAUAUUCCAAUUAGAUCCCAUCAUUCAUUUCUAUUUAUAAAUGUGUCCAUCCAGCUUAAAAAAAAAUCACAAUAUGCUGGGUUCUCUGCAAUAUAAAGCAGAUUAGUCAUUUGGGCUUUGACAAAAAAAAAGCUUGUAAAGUGAUUUGUUGAAUGAUGCACAAAAGAAAACCCUUGAUGUUUGUGAUUACUGUUUGUUUAUGUUUUUAUCAAAUGUAUUGCAGUGGUCUUUUAUUGUUUUGGAGACAUUUUAUUGCAUCGUGUGUAAACAUAGUUUAAUGAAUCCAUAUUCAUACUCAGGAUAAAUCUAAGUCAUAUUUUUUUUCUGCAGUUUGUGUGGGCCAGUUAGAGCUGCGAGUGACCAGGGAGCCGUUUCAUAAAGAUGUUCGUAAGUUAAGAGCGACUUUAAGAACGACUGGUGAACCUUUCUUACGUGCUUAACCAUCACCAUUGAAUAAACCAUUUUCCACAAGAAAGGAUCACCAGUCGUUCUUAAAGUCGCUCUUAACUUACGAACAGCUUUAUGAAACACUCACCAGGGAACGUAAUUUACAAUAUGAUUCAUUGCCAAUUUUUGGUGUGCCCAAUUUAAUACAACUUCAAAAUAUUGUCAUUUAUAAAUAAAUCAAUAAUUUUUUUUAGUUAAGGACAAGGUACUAUUUUUUAAGAAUAACGUAUUUUUGAAUUAUUUGAAUGAAGAGAUGAGUAUUUUAUCUAUGUUUGUUGUGUUUGAUUUAUUGUUUGCAGUGAAUUCUGCUCUGUAAAUUAUUAUGAUCUUUAAUUUGCACUACUCAGUCUAAUAAUUUGAUGUUCGUGAGAAAGAUAGAGAAAAAAAAUGAUAAUGUAUGAUCUGAUUGGUCGCGCAAUUUUUAAUUUGAUCUCUGCCAACAAGAAAAAUUAUAAUUCUGCCUACUACAUGUUCAGGUUCCACUUUGCCAUGCACUAAAUGUGCCGAUACAUGUACAGUUUAGAAAAUUGUAGAUAGAAUAAGACAUACAAACUAUUUUAAUAAGUUAUGUUUUUAAUUGAUGGAGGGGGUGGGUGGGCUUGAAAGUGAAAAUAUGAAUUAAAGCAAAAUGUUUUAUUUGAUCUGAUGAAUAUUAUUUUUUUGUCAUUUUAGUUGUGACCAAAUAUGUUGAAACAUAUUCAGAUGUUUAAAUAUUGUAGUUGAUUUUAUUUUUCAUUCUACCUUGUAAAUCACCUUGAGUUUUACUGUGAGUUCUGGGCCCUGUGAUAUAAAGAGAUAUAAUCAUUAUCAUGUACAGUCAAUUGUAAUGUUAUUACACAUAGACCUACAAUUUAAUUGUAGAGAUGCUUAUAUCUUUUAUGUUACAGGGUACAUACAUGUAUAUGUAAAGUAUUCAUGAUAAAAUAGUACUAUAUACAUUAUUACACUGUAUCAUGUAAAAAUGUAUUGAAUAUAUUAAAACCUGUAUGAAUACCCAUUGAAUAAAUGAUAUAUGAUGUA
Messenger RNA from Lytechinus pictus (painted urchin), 5030 nucleotides. Its product is annotated as fas apoptotic inhibitory molecule 1-like. Bases 665 to 1141 code for a protein of 158 amino acids. Gene Ontology annotation, biological process: canonical NF-kappaB signal transduction; negative regulation of extrinsic apoptotic signaling pathway via death domain receptors; positive regulation of neurogenesis. The transcript has 6 exons. Lineage: Eukaryota; Metazoa; Echinodermata; Echinoidea; Temnopleuroida; Toxopneustidae. The record is from RefSeq and is a predicted model, not a curated record.